AUCGAAGUUCUUAGAGUUUAAAAUAUGAAGCUAGGGAUUAGUGCAAAGAUCGAAGCCCCCGAGUUAGGGUUUGGAGAGGGCUCGUUUCGUUACUGUAAGGAAGACGAUUGCAGAUGAUCGUCACCAUAGGAUUCGUUGAAUCGACGUUCUUAGCAGAAAAAUAUGUAUUCGUUACCCUUCGGUCAGUUUACAUUUAUUGGAUCGUUGUUCAAAUAUUGCUGUGAGAUUAUGUAAAAAUGAUACAUGUUUGCUCCAAUGUAGAUGUUGUUGAAUGGGCAGAAUCCCUUAGAGUUUCACAAAGAGAAUGUCGGAGUGUUUCCGACAUAAGGGGGUUUGCUGAGUGGGAUAGGCGUCAAUGUCAUCUCAGAUUAUGGAUAAGUCUUUUGACCAUUUCCUGAUCCGCGAAUUCUUCGCAUUCAAUAAAAGAAUAGUCUUUCUCCCUUAACCAUUCAUUAGGUCUUUGAAUACCCAUUUAUACCCCAAUGUCAUACAGCUUCAUCAGUAUACUUCCACCUCAAGAUUGGGAUUAUUAUAUUAAGUAUUCUGUUAUGGAUCCUAACCCCAAAAGAUUACUCUUUCUGUUGUAAUAUAUUAAACAAGAGGAAAGUGUUUUGGAUAAACCUGCCACCUACUUUUGCUCUCCUACUAAUUUCUCUUAUCCAUUCGUAAAUUUGGCAUUUCAAUCUUUGUGCGCAUUCGUUCAUUCUUCUUCCUUUCUACCUAUUUAUUCAAAGUUUAUUGUGGGAGAGUAAACAAAGAGAAAAAGACAAAAGAAAAAAAGUCGAGAAAAACAAAAAAGAUGUUGGCUGUAUUCAAGAAUGGUGUGGUGGAUCCACCAAAAGAGUUGCAUAGCCCAGCUUCAUCCAAGGCUGUUGGGAAAGACAAGACUCCAGAGGAGACUCUCAAGGAUUGCUUGGCUUCAGAUCCUAACAAUGGCGUCUCCCUUGAUUUCUUAAACAAGGUUAUCAUGGCUUACGUCCCACCUCGACCCUUGGGCAUGCCACACCAGAGGUUGUUCUGUAGUGUGGAUGAUGUACACUGCAUGUUCUUGGGGAAUUUGAACAACUUGUGCAACCUCAAUAAGCAAUAUGGGCUUUCAAAGGGUGGAAAUGAAGCCAUGUUUGUGAUUGAGGCCUACCGGACCCUCCGUGACAGGAGCCCAAUUCCGGCCCAUCAGGUCCUUAAGGAGCUAGAGGGCAGUUUUGCAUUUGUGAUCUAUGAUCACAGAUCUGAUACUGUGUUUGUUGCCCUUGGUGCUGAUAAAGCAGUGAACCUGUUCUGGGGUGUAGCAGCUGAUGGCUCUGUCAUGAUCUCAGAUGAUGUUUCCCUCAUAAAAGCAAGCUGUAGAAAAUCAUUCGCUCCAUUCCCACCUGGUUGCAUGUACCAUAGCGACAGGGGACUGAUAAGCUUUGAGCAUCCAAUGUAUAAGAUGAAAGCCAUGCCUAGAGUUGAUAGUGAAGGGGCAAUGUGUGGAGCAUAUUUUGCAGUGGAUGCCUAUUCUAAGGUUAAUAGCAUGCCUCGGGUCGGGAGUGAAGCCAACUGGGCAACCUGGGGCUGACCGCCUUCUAGUGUUUCUGGUGUUUCCUCCAUUGACAUGGAUGCUAGCCAAACAAUUUCUUAUUAUCAUUAGGUAUUAUCUUUGUUCAAUAAUCUCGUGGUAUGUGUAUAAUGGCAUUAUUAGGUUUCGUUUCUUUUGUUUGCCCUCAGUAUGUAAAUACCAUCUUUGAGGUGUUUGGACUUUGUUGUGAAGAAAUGCUCUUCGACGACAGUCGUGUAAAUUUGGUUGCAGUACAGUUGGUCUUUGCAGGGGACGGUUUGUUGUUGUGUAGCGUCCAUUCCAAUGGCAAUUAAUCUGAAAAGAAUUACUUUUCAGUUUCUAAUUAUA
Molecule: messenger RNA, 1885 nt
Organism: Sesamum indicum (sesame)
Lineage: Eukaryota; Viridiplantae; Streptophyta; Magnoliopsida; Lamiales; Pedaliaceae
Product: stem-specific protein TSJT1
Source: RefSeq, a predicted model, not a curated record